Messenger RNA from Batrachochytrium dendrobatidis JAM81, 1353 nucleotides. RefSeq lists its product as uncharacterized. The transcript is spliced from 9 exons. Gene Ontology annotation, biological process: mRNA splicing, via spliceosome. Gene Ontology annotation, cellular component: U4/U6 x U5 tri-snRNP complex. Gene Ontology annotation, molecular function: U4 snRNA binding; U6 snRNA binding; protein binding. Lineage: Eukaryota; Fungi; Chytridiomycota; Chytridiomycetes; Rhizophydiales. The annotation marks the transcript as partial. The record is from RefSeq and is a predicted model, not a curated record.
GCGAUCUUGGAAAGUCUGGAGCGUCGGAGAUUGGCACGAACGCUGGCCGUACCAACAGAUGAUGGUCGAGUGCGACAAAAAUUACGCAAGCUUGCUCAACCCAUCACACUCUUUGGCGAACGACCUGGAGAACGACGAGAUCGACUUAGAGAAUAUUUGUCAACAAAAAUGAUGGAAGGCGGUGAUGAGUUGGCUGCAAUGUUGUCUGAAAGUGACUCGAGCGGUGAUGGAGAAAGUGGUGAAGAUGAAAAUGCUGAAAUGCAAGAGUUUUACACGUAUGGAUCUGAAGAGCUUGUAUGUGCCAGACGUCACCUUUUAAAGUAUUCCAUUCCAAGAGCAAAAGAGCGUAUAGCAUUGCAACGGGCUGAGAUUGAUAUUCCUUUUGCUCAACGUAAAAAAGCCAAGCAUGAAUUUUACACCUAUCUAAUGGGAUUUGAAACCAAAAGUCUACAGUUUGGUGACGAGAGACCUAUGGGAUACUGUACAUUUGCACCCAAUUCCAAAGUUCUUGCAACUGCGUCAUGGAGCGGCAUGGUAAAACUAUGGAGCGUUCCCGAUUCUGACCAGAUUGGUGUGCUAAGAGGACACCGUGAUCGAGUAAGUGGACUAGCUUUUCAUCCGCGAGCUACACUUGAUCAGCCCGUCUCAGCUUUGAAUCUCGUCAGUGGUGCUGUUGAUGGUUCAGUGAAUUUAUGGUCACUGGAAAAAGAUACACCCAUUGCCAAACUAGAGGGACACGAAAUGAGAGUAUCUCGAGUUGCGUUUCAUCCGUCAGGUGAAUAUAUUGGAACUGCUAGUUUUGAUACUACAUGGCGACUAUGGAGUGCAGAAACUCAGCAAGAACUACUGAUGCAGGAAGGUCAUUCACGCCAAGUGUUUGCAAUUGGAUUUCAAAAUGACGGUGCGCUUGUAGCUACAGCUGGAAUGGACUCGAUUGGACGUGUGUGGGAUCUACGUACAGGUCGAUCAGUCAUGGUUCUUAACGGCCAUGUAAAGCCCAUUCUAUCACUUGAUUGGGCACUCAACGGCUAUCAAAUGGCUACAGGGAGCGAAGACAAUUCAAUCCGCAUAUGGGAUAUCCGAGCUGCUGCUUCUGUUUACUCUAUCCCUGCACACACAAACAUUGUAUCUCAAGUCAAGUACUGGCAGGCUACGGACGAGGAAGAGGGUUUGUUAGGUAAGGGAUCAGAUACACGCAAACACUUUCUCAAUGGAUCAUUCUUGAUAUCAAGUUCAUACGACGGCACAUGUAAAAUGUGGACAGAUGGAGACUACAAACCAAUCAAGUCGCUAUCAGGUCUAGAAGCAAAAGUCAUGUGUGCGGACAUCUCAGGAGGUAAGAAUUUGAUUUGA